CGUGUGUUCCCAACUAAGAAGUUCGGUUUGGACAGUUGAGUGUAAAAUCGCACAGUAACCUUCAGUGGUAAAUGUAGAGUAAUAUUACGUAGGGGCGAUGUCAGGAGGAGCAGUGCUACGUUUUCUCCUGCCCAAGUGCAAACCGGCCGCGUCCAUGCCUUGGAAGGUUCCGCGUCGCAGGCCCGUCGAUACGAGGACGGGCUCUCCGCAAUGGGAUCUGCUUCCACAGGGCCGGGCGGUUCAUUUCAGUGCACUACUGCUGGCGGGACACAACAAGUGGUCCAAAGUAAAAGAUAUAAAAAUCCCGAAAGACGCUGCUCGAGCGCGGAUCAUCACGAAGUUUUCAAUGUUGAUCAAAGUGGCAGUGAAAGAGGGAGGAUCUAAUCCAGAGUUUAAUGUCGCUUUGGCGCAGUUGAUAGAACAGUGCAGAAACAAAAAUAUACCCAAAGCCACUAUAGAGGCUGCUAUCCAUGGAGCGGAGAAGUCCAAGGCUGCAUCCCACCACUUUUAUGAGGCCCGUGGCCCGGGGGGAUGCCUACUCCUCAUCGAAGUUUUCACAGAUAACAACACUCGUUCGCACCAGGAGAUCAAACACCUCUUACUGAAAAAUGGGGCGGUGCUCUGUGUUGGCGCACUCAAUAAUUUUGACAGGAAGGGCGUGGUGGUUGCAUCCAGAGAUGGAGUGUCUGCUGAGAGAGCCCUGGAGCUGGCAAUAGAGGCAGGAGCUGAAGAUGUGCACGAGACAGAGGAUGAGGAGCAGAGGUCUUUACUGCAGUUCAUCUGUGACCUUAGCUCCACGAAGGGAGUGCGGACUGCCCUAGAAGCUUUCGGGGUGCACACGCUGUCCACUGGGAUGGAAUACAUUUCCCACACUCCCACCCCUCUGCCCCAGAACCAGCUGGAUGCCAGCGCCACUCUCCUGGAGGUGUUGAAUAAUUACCCUGACGUGGUCAGGGUCUGGGACAACAUUUGUGCCCUGGAAUGAGACAGACUGGCUGGGUGGCCUAGAGCACUAGGAUGAGCUCUGGCUGUUUUUGCAGCUGAAACCUGCCUCACAGGACAUGGACCACAUCCCAGCCAUGUGCUUUCAUCUCCAGUGGAACCUCUGUGAUUUAAUUGAACUUUUUUUGUUGUUUUCUUCAGUGUUGCAAGAUGAGACCUAUAAGGGCAUCGUAAAUGUCUAGUUUGGUAUUAACAAUAAUUUUGCCCCCAAUAAAGCUGCUCCUGCUUAUACAAGGCUUUUCAGUGUGCCUGAAGUUCAUUAGAUGGGCAGGGAGUUGCUCAUCUAUCUUGCAGCACAUUAAGAUGAAUGCAGAAAUCUUCUGAGGACAUCUGCAGAUUUGGAUAUAUUGCCAUGAAUUUCAAGGGUAAACAGCCAUCUUUAAUGUUGCUCAUAUAUCACUCUGUCAGACAGCAUCCAGAUUUUCUUGAAGAAUUUGGUGAGCUGUUGUCCAGGAUAUUAACAGAUUUUGACAGUUUACUACUUGCUGAAGACUUUAACAUUCAUCUUCACAAAACUAGAUUCUGUUAGAAAGAAUUUUCACUUAAUAUUGUAUAUUUAUGUUUCAUGCUCUAAAGGUAAACAGGAUCAUCAAUGCAAGUUUCCAUGCAACCAGAGCUUUAACUCAGAAAUGCAUUUAACGCCUGAUUCAGGGAAUGAUAGAAGUCUUUGUAUCAUAGCACUGGACAGUAGUGAGGUGUCUGACAGCAUCAGGGCAAAAGCCUAGAUCCUGAAGUUUGAAAAGUUCAUGGAUGCUGUUAGCGAAUCUCAUAAGUGCUUAUUCAGCAAAGCAGUUAGUGUUCACAUUUAGCAGAAAAAAUUAAGAAGCCCUUCCUCUGGAAUCGCAGUACUGCUCUGAAAUAAAGUUUUUUAUUAAAUAUU
Molecule: messenger RNA, 1882 nt
Organism: Electrophorus electricus (electric eel)
Lineage: Eukaryota; Metazoa; Chordata; Actinopteri; Gymnotiformes; Gymnotidae
Gene: taco1
Product: translational activator of mitochondrially encoded cytochrome c oxidase I
Cellular component (GO): mitochondrion
Source: RefSeq, a predicted model, not a curated record